GCCAUGUUGGCCAUGCAGAACGUAGAUACAGUGGUUUGGUUGUCACCUUUCGGAAGCUGCUGUAGCAGUUGCGGUAGUACAACAACUAUCAGCACCUUCUGCCGCCGUGUGGCAAACUCGUUCCGCAACAAUUUCCUCUACACCCUUUUCACGGACCGAACCACCUACGUGUUGAUAAAAAUUUUCAACACGAAGAAAAAAUCUUCUGGAACAACUACCUGGGGCACCCUUGCGACCGCGCAUGACAGGAAUAGUUUCUGUGAAACAAAAAACGCAUUCCAAAUGAACGUCUUUUCGCAGUUACACAGACUUACCAUGUGCUGUCUCGUUGUGCUUCUGAUCGCAUGGGGUUGGGGCUACUUUUUGGGGCUGCAGCAGCUGUUUCAUUUUUCGACAACUUCAUCUACCGACCAUGCGGUCGUGCAGCAGGACGAAACAAGUCAAUCCUCUUCUCCCCCUGGAAGAUCUGAUUUUUACAGUUCCCUUGCGAUCCUUUUCGUGCUGGAGUGGGUCUUUCUCACACUUCUCUCCCCGGUUCUGGGUCUUGUGACCUCGCUGGUUCCGGUUUACGCGGUAAAUGCGAGUUUGGUUUUCGACGGCGCAUUUCUGUCGAACGAACGCCUGUUCCCAUACCGAUACCACGCCAACGACCAGAAUGACACCGCAUCAUCAAACGGCGCCGCUGCCUUGUACGUGGUGGUGGCCCAAAACGCUUUACUCGCGUUGGUCUUCAAUUUCAUCCUCCGAGCGGCCCUACACCUGACACUGACGAAAAUCCAUAUUGUGAGGAGAUACCUGUCUGUUGGAGCUUACCACGUGAUUUACCAAGUUUUACUUUUCCGGCCGAACAGAUUCGAGACGUUUUGGAGACAGUGGGACCAAAUUUUGGACAGAUUGGUGGAGGAGGAGGAAGAGAGGUUGGUCGUUUUGGCACAAAUAAACUACAGCGACUUCUACAACCCAGAGAAUUCUUGUUCAGCAUCUGAUAGAAUUUCUCCUGAUGCGCCAGCGCCACAACUUCUGCUCACACAAAACUACAAAUCCGUCCUUCUUCUCUGUCCCUACGGAAUCCGGGCAAUGUUGCAAGGCAGAAGGGAAAAUUUAUUUUCCUGUGCGACCGCAUCUAGAACAAAGACAAACUACCUCACAUUUUUCCCAGCUGUUCUGGUCGGAACUUGUUUAGGGUUCUUUUCGACCACUUGGAUGCGCGAAGACCUGCAAUUUGAUGACACGAUCUUGGACACUCCGGGCUGGCAACUACUCAACAGCACACUCUCGAAUCUUCUUCUCACCACCUACUUCGUCAUCGCGCCGGGAUAUUUUUUCCUCUCCCUCGUCGCAAGAGUAGCAGUUGGGGGUCAGAGCGACCUGCUCACAUCAACUUCAUCUUCAUCUUGUGUUGCAGGAACGCCAGGAGCUCCACAUCGUCGUCCUCUUUCCACCCUCUACGAACGCCUCUUCCUGAUCCCGAGAAGCGAUUGUGACUCGAUUGACUUGGACUACGAACUUCACGAACAGAAGACGCUCAAACUGUUGGAAAACGCGCUGCUUGAAAAGUUGAUGCCGGUUCAGUACCGAACCUGUCUGGUGCUAGGUUCGAGUUGCGUCGCGAUUGGGUUUUGGGGGUUGGUUUUGGCGUUGUUGGUUUCGAGCUUCCUCUUUAUUGUCCAUCCCUCAGCAGGUGGAGCGUCGUCGGGUUGUGCGCUACUUGCUGCCGAAAACGAAGAGGAUCAAGAGGAACAACAUCUGCUCUCAUCUGGAAAGAUGAUUUUCCAGCCUUUGUUCGCAGUACCAAUUUUCCUUCUCUGCAUCGGCAACAUUCUCUGUGCGAUUUUUUACCGAAAAAAGCGGCUUUUAACCAAGAACGCGGUCGAAACGAGAAGACACAACAUGCGGGAAGGGAAUAUUAAACGCGUGUCUAUGACGGUGUCGGAGGAAGAUAUUGGGAGGUUCGGAUACCCCUUGAUAGCUGAAGAUAGCAGCAGCAGCAGUCGCACCGGACUGCUGUCUGAUAAACCUCGUGCGGGUCGUGACUGCAUCACAAUGGAAUCGAAAUCGAAAACUGCGACAUCCGUACUACUGGCUGUUGGCUGCACAGUAGGAGUCAAAAGCGGAUCAAUCCAGGGCGGAGGGGGUAGUAGUUCAUCUGGAGAACAACGACGAGACUACAGUCCGGGGACGAGAGGCGGGAGACAUACAGACCAAUCCACAGAAAAUACGACGCCGUCGUCUACUGAGA
Molecule: messenger RNA, 2239 nt
Organism: Amoebophrya sp. A120
Lineage: Eukaryota; Dinophyceae; Syndiniales; Amoebophryaceae
Source: the annotation of a GenBank genome assembly